Messenger RNA from Camarhynchus parvulus, 17264 nucleotides. RefSeq names its product ankyrin 3 (gene ANK3). The transcript has 46 exons. The coding region runs from base 2573 to 15835 and encodes 4420 amino acids. Gene Ontology annotation, cellular component: T-tubule. Gene Ontology annotation, molecular function: protein binding. The record is from RefSeq and is a predicted model, not a curated record. NCBI's taxonomy places the organism in Eukaryota, Metazoa, Chordata, Aves, Passeriformes, Thraupidae. Gene Ontology annotation, biological process: regulation of cardiac muscle contraction; protein localization to T-tubule; signal transduction.
CACUUCCAUCUGAGUAACAGUCAAAAGACAGAGUAAACAUUCAAAAGACAGGGUGUAUCUACUCAGACUGGCUCUCCAGCUUGGCAGCUGAGCAUUAUAAGGCAGUUUAAUUCCAAAUAUGCUGCCUCUCUUCAGGCUGCACACCCUGUGUUGGUAGAGGCUGAACAAGAGAAUCCCAUGGAUCACUUUGGCUGUGAUCACUUUUUCUGUGUGACACUGGAUCACUUUUUCUGUGUGACACAGUACACCAUCAUGCACACAUACCAGAAAGAUCUCUGCAAAUAAUCUCAGAAGCAUUGCUGCUGAAAAGUAGAUUGGGCAGAGCUUGGGUUUGAGUGAUGUCCCUGGGCUGUGUCUGAUACCUGGGCCAGCUCCAUGUACCCCUUUAUUUCUAUCUUCAUCAUGUCAAGUGCAUAUAAUGAGUCCCUUUUGAACCACACAUCUUUGUUUAACUCUAAUUAAAAAGAUAAAUGAUAAGUUCCAAGUUCUGGUAAAACUCUGUACUUAGCUUAAACAAGACAUUGUAGGAGAUUUUUUUAUAUUGUGAAGCCUUUACAGACUUGAAAAGGUGCUUCAGGUUUUAAAGUUGAGCUAUGUAUUUAUUCAAGUAAAAACUUUUAAUUGUGUGCAGUUGUGCCAUGCAUUACAUAGAUUUGAAGAAUAUCAAGUUGGAAGGGAACCUCAAGGAUCAUAAGCUAUCUUGAACACAGCAUGUACUUUGUGUCUCUUUGUAAAGGUGUCUAUAUGACUGAUGUGUUUAUUUAUGCAUUUCUUUGGUAUUUUCUCUGUUAAGAGAUUGCAGGAGGCUUUAAAAUUAAUUUUGACCUUGAUUAUGACGUUGAUAUUAGUUAGAGGCAUGUAAUUUUCUUAUGUUUUGGUUGUGCUUACUUUGUUGGGGAGUCUAUGCAUGGUGUUAUCCAACACAUGCACUCUGUGUUUGAGUAACUCAGGGAAUACCUUUUCCUGAGAGCAUCCAUAUUUUAUAUUGGAAGAUGUUUUAAAAUCCAUUUGAUUUGUCAGGAUUAAUCUUAAUUCUUUUCUAGAAAUCCUUCCUAGAGGAUGAGUAGUUUUAUCUGUAAAAUAUUAUGAAGUUAUAUCUUAGUUUCCAAUGUAUUUGUAUAAAUAAACCUGUUAUGUAGAUAGAAUAUAAUAAUUCUUUUGUAAUACUAAUACUUUUUUUGUUACACACCCCUUUUUUACCAAUGAGCAACAAAGAAAAAUGCAGAAGAAAUUAAAACUUAUAUUUAAUGAGCAUGAAUGAUGAAUUGCUAUUCUUGGAGUGAUGCAGUUAAAUAAUAUAUGAAGUGGUUAUUCAGAACAGCUGACAGAAAAUUACUCUUUCUAGGUUUUUGUUUGCUGUUUAUUGUCUAUGUAAAAUACAUGAAUGAGUGACCUACAUUUAAUAAAUUUAUGCUUGUAUUGUAGACUAAGCAGAAAUAAGUAAUCAUAUUAAGUCACUAUAAUAAAUCUUUAAAAUAGAUGAGAAUAAAUUCAUUUUCUCUGAUGCUUGAGGAGCCCAAAUGAGUACCCUGUAUUACUGAGAAAUCUGUGUGAACACUGCGCUGUUGUUAAUUAAGAUUUUCCUUGUAAAAUGGAUCAUCUUGGAAACCUUUUAAAAAUCAUGCAUUCCAUUAUUUGUUCAUAACUGGUGCACAAAUCAGGUUGCUAUUCCCCCAUCUCUGGCUGUAGUAUGUUAAGGGAGGGAAUGCAUGCUCUUUUGAGCACCCUGCCUCUGUAGGAUGUAGAUUUUCUUGCUCGGUGAGCGUUAGAAGUGCAAACUGCUUUGAGCCUGAAAUCGGGAGUGGGGUUUACUGCUUCUAUUUGUGGCUCCUUUGAGCAGCCAGUUGCCAAGGAGAUCACUGGCAAAACCCCAGCAACUCCCUGCACCACGUUAGCCUAUAAAGCAAGCGCUGCAACAGAUCCAGUGACAAUCAUUAGACACUUCCUGAGAAAACACCCUGGAGGUUUUAGGAGGGUUUAUAUUUCCACCACCUGUUUCAUUGUCACAUCUGCUCUUCAGCAAACAGAAAGGGAAAUGUUUAUGACCUCUAGAUGGAUAUAUUAUUUGUUUCUUUUCCCAGUGUAACCAUCAAUGUCCAUUGAAAACAUUUCUAUAUCUAUUAAAAAAACCCUAUUUCUCUGCCUGCCUCAUGUAAUCCUUCUUUGUGUCAGAGAUAAUUAGCAGCCAUCUAAUAAGAUUAGCCAACUAGUGUGAUUAGUGAGCUCAAACCCUGUCCUUUUCCUUUUGCAGUCUGACACAAAUGCAAGUUACCUGAGAGCAGCUCGAGCUGGCAACUUGGAAAAGGCUCUUGACUACUUAAAAAAUGGAGUGGACAUCAACAUCUCAAAUCAGAAUGGGUUGAAUGCUCUCCAUCUCGCCUCCAAAGAAGGGCACGUAGAGGUUGUCUCUGAGCUGAUCCAGCGAGGUGCCAGUGUGGAUGCAGCCACAAAGAAAGGAAACACAGCACUGCACAUAGCAUCCCUCGCUGGACAAGCAGAAGUUGUCAAAGUGUUGGUUACAAAUCGGGCCAAUGUCAAUGCACAGUCUCAGAAUGGCUUCACUCCACUGUACAUGGCAGCCCAAGAAAACCACCUGGAGGUUGUUAAGUUUCUUCUUGACAAUGGUGCCAGUCAAAGCCUUGCCACAGAGGAUGGUUUCACACCUCUGGCAGUAGCUCUGCAGCAAGGCCAUGACCAGGUGGUUUCCCUGCUGCUGGAGAAUGACACCAAGGGGAAGGUUCGCCUGCCCGCCCUGCACAUCGCGGCGCGCAAGGACGACACCAAGGCGGCGGCUCUGCUCCUGCAGAACGACCACAACGCUGACGUGGAGUCAAAGAGUGGGUUCACUCCCCUGCACAUAGCUGCUCACUAUGGGAAUAUCAAUGUAGCCACGUUGCUGUUAAAUCGGGGUGCUGCCGUGGACUUCACUGCAAGGAAUGAUAUCACACCGUUGCACGUUGCAUCAAAAAGGGGAAAUGCAAAUAUGGUCAAACUCCUACUUGAUCGAGGAGCUAAAAUUGAUGCCAAAACAAGGGAUGGGCUGACCCCCCUCCACUGUGGAGCAAGAAGUGGCCAUGAGCAGGUUGUAGAAAUGCUGCUGGAUCGUGGUGCCCCUAUUCUUUCCAAAACCAAGAAUGGUUUGUCUCCGUUGCACAUGGCAACACAAGGGGAUCAUCUAAACUGUGUUCAGCUCCUGAUCCAGCACAACGUGCCUGUGGAUGAUGUCACCAAUGACUACCUGACUGCGCUGCAUGUUGCUGCCCACUGCGGCCACUACAAAGUCGCCAAGGUUCUCUUGGACAAGAAAGCUAAUCCUAAUGCCAAAGCACUGAAUGGUUUCACACCUCUUCACAUUGCCUGCAAGAAGAACAGAAUAAAAGUAAUGGAACUUCUUCUAAAGCACGGUGCAUCAAUUCAAGCUGUAACUGAGUCGGGCCUAACUCCAAUCCAUGUUGCUGCCUUCAUGGGACAUGUAAAUAUUGUAUCACAGCUAAUGCAUCAUGGAGCAUCCCCCAACACUACCAAUGUGAGAGGAGAGACAGCACUGCACAUGGCAGCCAGGGCUGGCCAGACUGAGGUCGUCAGGUACCUGGUACAGAACGGAGCCCAGGUGGAGGCCAAAGCCAAGGAUGACCAAACCCCGCUGCACAUUUCUGCCCGCCUGGGCAAGGCAGACAUUGUGCAGCAGCUGCUGCAGCAGGGAGCAUCUCCCAACGCAGCCACCACGUCAGGCUACACACCCCUGCACCUCUCUGCAAGGGAAGGGCAUGAAGAUGUGGCUUCUGUUCUUCUGGAUCAUGGUGCAUCUCUGUCUAUCAUCACCAAGAAAGGAUUCACUCCACUACAUGUGGCUGCAAAGUAUGGGAAAAUCGAGGUAGCCAACCUCCUGCUUCAGAAGAAUGCGUCUCCUGAUGCUUCUGGAAAGAGCGGUUUAACACCACUGCAUGUAGCUGCACACUACGAUAAUCAAAAGGUGGCCCUCCUCCUGUUGGACCAGGGAGCUUCACCUCACGCCUCUGCCAAGAAUGGUUACACCCCCCUGCACAUAGCUGCCAAGAAGAACCAGAUGGACAUCGCCACCACGCUGCUGGAGUACGGCGCGGACGCCAACGCCGUCACGCGGCAGGGCAUCGCCCCGCUGCACCUCGCCUCGCAGGACGGCCACGUGGACAUGGUGUCCCUGCUGCUCGCCAGAAACGCCAACGUCAACCUCAGCAACAAGAGUGGACUGACGCCCCUCCACCUGGCUGCCCAAGAGGACAGGGUCAAUGUAGCAGAGGUUCUGGCUAACCAGGGAGCUGCUGUUGAUGCACAGACAAAGAUGGGAUACACUCCUUUGCACGUUGGCUGCCACUACGGAAACAUAAAAAUCGUCAACUUCCUUCUGCAGCAUUCUGCAAAAGUCAACGCCAAAACGAAGAACGGGUACACGCCGCUGCACCAGGCGGCACAGCAGGGGCACACCCACAUCAUCAACGUCCUGCUCCAGCACGGCGCCGCGCCCAACGAGCUCACUGUGAAUGGAAACACUGCCCUGGCCAUUGCUAAGCGACUUGGCUACAUUUCAGUUGUUGACACGCUGAAGGUGGUGACAGAGGAGACCAUGACUACAAUUACUGUUACAGAAAAGCACAAAAUGAAUGUACCAGAAACCAUGAAUGAAGUUCUUGAUAUGUCUGAUGAUGAAGUGCGUAAAGCCAAUGCCCCUGAAAUACUCAGUGAUGCUGAAUAUUUGUCAGAUGUUGAAGAAGGUGAGGAUGCAAUGACAGGCGACACAGACAAGUACCUCGGACCCCAGGAUCUGAAAGAGCUGGGAGAUGAUUCCCUGCCUGCUGAAGGAUACAUGGGCUUCAGCCUGGGAGCCCGCUCCGCCAGUCCAAAAGUCAGCCUCCGCUCCUUCAGUUCGGAUAGGUCCUACACGCUCAACAGGAGCUCCUAUGCCCGGGACAGCAUGAUGAUUGAGGAGCUGCUGGUGCCAGCCAAGGACCAGCACCUGACGUUUCAAAGGGAGUUUGAUUCUGAUUCUCUCAGGCACUAUAGCUGGGCUCCAGACACCUUGGACAAUGUUAACCUUGUUUCCAGUCCCAUCCAUUCCGGCUAUUCCUCUCCACUCCCCCAGUAUGAUUCAAGUUUCCUGGUUAGUUUCAUGGUGGAUGCCCGCGGGGGCUCCAUGAGGGGCAGCCGGCACCAUGGCAUGCGGAUCAUCAUCCCGCCGCGGAAGUGCACGGCGCCCACGCGCAUCACCUGCCGCCUGGUCAAGAGGCACAAGCUGGCCAGCCCGCCUCCCAUGGUCGAAGGAGAAGGAUUGGCAAGUCGGCUUGUAGAGAUGGGGCCAGCAGGGGCACAGUUCUUAGGCCCUGUCAUAGUGGAAAUCCCACAUUUUGGAUCAAUGCGAGGCAAGGAACGAGAGCUGAUCGUCCUCCGGAGUGAGAACGGUGAAACGUGGAAGGAGCACCAGUAUGACAGCAAACAUGAAGAUUUAACUGAAAUACUUAAUGGCAUGGAUGAAGAGCUGGACAGCGUGGAGGAGCUGGAGAAGAAGCGGAUCUGCAGGAUCGUCACCAAGGAUUUCCCCCAGUACUUCGCGGUGGUUUCCCGGAUCAAGCAGGAGAGCAACCAGAUCGGGCCCGAGGGCGGCGUGCUGAGCAGCACCACGGUGCCACGGGUCCAGGCCGCCUUCCCCGAGGGCGCUCUGACCAAGAGGAUCCGCGUGGGGCUCCAGGCUCAACCAGUUCCAGAAGAGAUUGUCAAAAAAAUCCUUGGAAACAAAGCAACAUUCAGUCCCAUUGUCACUGUGGAGCCAAGAAGAAGGAAAUUCCAUAAGCCAAUAACCAUGACAAUUCCUGUGCCACCUCCAUCAGGAGAAGGAGUAACCAAUGGGUACAAAGGCGACACGACUCCCAGCCUUCGACUCCUAUGUAGCAUUACAGGAGGCACUUCGCCCGCGCAGUGGGAGGAUAUCACGGGCACCACGCCGCUGACGUUUUCCAAUGACUGCGUCUCCUUCACCACCAAUGUUUCUGCCAGAUUUUGGCUCGCAGACUGCCACCAAGUACUAGAGACUGUUGGGCUGGCAACACAGCUUUACAGAGAAUUAAUAUGUGUUCCUUACAUGGCAAAGUUUGUGAUAUUUGCCAAAAUGAAUGACCCCGUGGAAUCCAAUUUGCGCUGCUUCUGCAUGACUGACGACAAAGUGGACAAAACUUUGGAGCAACAAGAGAACUUUGAGGAAGUUGCCAGGAGCAAAGACAUUGAGGUUCUUGAAGGAAAACCUAUUUAUGUUGAUUGCUAUGGAAAUCUGGCCCCUUUGACUAAAGGAGGACAGCAGCUUGUUUUUAAUUUUUAUGCUUUCAAAGAAAAUAGACUGCCAUUCUCUAUCAAGGUAAGAGACACCAGCCAGGAACCCUGUGGUCGAUUAUCAUUUUUGAAAGAACCAAAGACUACAAAAGGACUGCCACAAACAGCUGUUUGCAACUUGAAUAUCACUCUGCCAGCACACAAAAAGGAAACAGAGUCAGAUCAAGAUGAUGAGACGGAGAAGGCUGACCGGCGCCAGAACUUCGUCUCCCUUGCUUUACGUAAGCGCUACAGCUAUCUGACUGAGCCUGGAAUGAAAACAGUUGAACGGAGUGCAGGAGCAACAAGAUCCCUACCUGCUACUUACUCAUACAAGCCAUUCUUUUCAACACGGCCAUAUCAGUCAUGGACAACAGCUCCAAUUACAGUGCCUGGGCAAACCAAAUCAGGCUUCACUUCCUUAUCAAGCUCUUCCUCUAACACUCCUACAGCUUCCCCAUUAAAAUCAAUAUGGUCUGUUUCUUCUACUUCUCCAAUCAAAUCCACAUUAGGAGCUUCUACCACGUCUUCAGUUAAAUCUGUUAGUGAUGUAGCAUCUCCGAUUAGAUCGUUUCGGACAAUCUCUUCACCAAUAAAAACUGUGGUCUCGCAGCCUCCCUACAACAUGCAGGUCACUUCAGGCUCUUUCAUCAGAGCUCCCGCAGUCACAGAAGCUGCCAGUCUCAAAGGGCUGGCCUCCACUACCACAUUCCCCUCUCGGACAUCUCCAGUGACUACAGCAGGAUCUCUCUUGGAGAGAUCAUCCAUAACCAUGACGCCUCCAGCAUCCCCCAAAUCCAACAUUAACAUGUACUCUUCGAGCUUGCCACUUAAAUCGGUCAUCACAUCAGCAUCCUCACUUUUAUCGUCCCCUCUAAAGUCAGUGGUGUCACCUGCUAAGUCAGCAGUUGAUGCUGUUUCAUCCACUAAAGUCAUGAUGGCCUCGUCUCUCUCGUCGCCAGCAAAACAUGUAGCUGGGCACACAGAUGUACCAUUGCUCAAUGGGUCUGUGUCACCUCUGAAAUACCCAUCUUCUGCCAACUUAAUAAAUGGAUCCAAAGCUGCAGGUGUUUUUCAAGACAAGAUCUCUGCAGCUGCGCAUUCUGCAACUUGUGCUGCUAACGCAGUUGCUGACACGGCUGAGAGAGUGUUUUCAACAGCUACAACAAUGUCAUUUUCUCCACUCAGGUCAUUUGUGUCUUCAGCACCAUCAGCUUUCCAGUCAAUGAGAACUCCUCCUGCAGGUGCUUUGUACACAGCCCUUGGGUCAAUAUCUGCAACUACCUCAUCAGUAACUUCAUCAACAAUAACAGUGCCGGUAUAUUCUGUAGUCAAUGUUUUGUCCGAACCAGCAUUAAAGAAGCUCCCAGAGUCGUCUUCACUUACAAAAUCAGCUGCUGCGUUACUGUCACCUAUUAAAACAUUGACUACAGAGGCGCGCACACAGCCUACCUUUACUCGAACUUCAUCUCCAAUAAAAUCAUCCUUGUUUUUAGCACCUUCUGCUCUCAAACUGUCCACACCAUCUUCCUUAUCCUCCAGUCAGGAGAUACUGAAAGAUGUUGCUGAAAUGAAAGAGGAUCUGAUAAGAAUGACUGCGAUAUUGCAGACAGAUGUCGCAGAGGACAAGCCGUUCCAACCUGACAUACCAAAAGAGGGUAGAAUUGAUGAUGAAGAGCCCUUUAAAAUUGUUGAGAAAGUAAAAGAGGACUUAGUAAAAGUUAGUGAGAUUCUGAAAAAGGAUGUAUGUUUAGAAAGUAAAGGGUCGGCUAAAGUACCCAAAAGUGAUCAAGGACACCUGUCUGAGGAUGACUGGGUAGAGUUCAGUACAGAGGAGAUUGAUGAAGCGAGACAGCAAGCUUUGACAAGCCCUCCUAUAUCUGUUCCAGAGAAGGUCCAAAUUAAAACUAAAACCAUGUCGGAAAAGGAUUAUAGCUUGUCAAAAGUUAUUGAUUACUUAGCGAAUGAUAUCGGUAGCAGUUCAUUAACAAACAUAAAGUACAAGUUUGAAGAGGGGAAAAAAGAAGGUGAAGAGAGACAAAAGCGCAUUUUAAAACCAGCUAUCGCUUUGCAGGAACAUAAACUUAAAAUGCCUCCAGCCUCCAUGAGGCCUUCAACGUCGGAAAAGGAGUUAUGUAAAAUUGCAGACUCCUUUUUUGGAACAGACACUAUUUUAGAGUCUCCAGAUGACUUUUCUCAACAUGAUCAAGAUAAAAGUCCCUUGUCUGACAGUGGCUUUGAAACGAGGAGUGAAAAGACACCUUCUGCCCCACAAAGUGCUGAAAGCACAGGGCCAAAACCACUUUUCCAUGAUGUGCCCAUCCCCCCCGUCAUUACAGAAACAAGAACUGAAGUAGUUCAUGUCAUCCGCAGCUAUGAACCAUCUUCGGAAGAUAUUCCAGAGCAGAAGGCUGAGGAGCUACCAGCCUCAAAACCUUCCCCUGCAUUUAUGGAGCUGGAGCAAAAACCUUCUGGGUCCAUUAAAGAGAAGGUUAAAGCUUUUCAAAUGAAAGCCAGUGGCAGUGAAGAGGACGACCAUAAGUGCGUCCUUAGUAAAGGUGUCCGAGUGAAAGAAGAAACUCAUAUCACUACAACAACUAGGAUGGUUUAUCAUAAACCUCCGUGCACAGAAAGCACCUCUGAAAGAAUUGAGGAAACAAUGUCUGUUCAUGACAUAAUGAAAGCCUUUCAGUCUGGACGUGACCCUUCCAAAGAACUGGCAGGUCUGUUUGAACAUAAAUCGUCAGUAACGUCUGAUGUUAGCAAGUCUGCUGAAACUUCACCACAACAUGCAGAGAAGGACAGCAAAAUGAAACCCAAACUGGAGCGAAUAAUAGAGGUCCAUAUUGAACAAGGUAAUCAGGCUGAACCUACUGAAGUCAUUAUUAGAGAAACAAAAAAGCAUCCAGAAAAAGAAAUGUAUGUGUAUCAGAAAGACUUACCUCGGGGAGAUAUUAACUUAAAAGAGUUGGAAAAACAUGAUGCUUUUCCUUGUUCAGACGAACAAGGUCAGCAAGAAGAAGAGGAGCUCACGGCCGAAGAGUCACUUCCUUCUUAUCUGGAAUCCUCUAGAGUUAACACUCCCGUGUCCCAGGAAGAAGACAGUCGCCCUAGUUCUGCUCAACUCAUGUCUGAUGACUCUUACAAAACACUGAAGCUUUUGAGUCAGCACUCAGUAGAAUACCAUGAUGAUGAGUUGUCAGAACUAAGAGGGGAGUCUUACAGGUUUGCUGAGAAAAUGCUUCUUUCAGAAAAGCUAGAUGUGUCUCAUUCUGAUACUGAGGAGUCAGUUACUGACCAUGCUCUACCCCUUAGUGCAGAGUUACAGGGGACUGAUAAACGAUGCAGAGAAAAAGUAGCUACUGCCCCCAAAAAAGAGAUUCUCUCCAAAAUCUAUAAAGAUGUAUCUGAAAAUGGUGUAGGUAAAGUGUCUAAGGAGGAUCAUUAUGAUAAAGUGACAGUGUUACACUACACUGGAGAUGUUAGUAGUCACAAACAUGCGAUGUGGAUGCGCUUUACUGAGGACAGAUUAGACAGAGGUAGAGAAAAGUUGAUAUAUGAAGACAGGGUGGACAGGACUGUUAAAGAGGCAGAAGAGAAACUGACUGAAGUAUCCCAGUUUUUUCGGGAUAAAACAGAGAAGUUGAAUGAUGAGCUACAGUCUCCAGAGAAAAAGCAGCAUAAAAAAAAUGGCAAGGAAAUACAUUCUAGCCAGAGCUCUGCCAGCAGCAGCCCCGAGAAAGUUCUGCUCUCUGAAUUGCCAUCAUCUGGGGAUGAGUGGAGUAAGGUGAAGCAGUAUGCACAUGAUGGGAAGUGCUUUCCCAAGGUGGAUGAAAGGAAAGCAUCCAGUUUGCCCAGCAGUCCUGAAAAAAGGAUAUAUGUGCAAACUGCAGAGGACUCUAAACGAACUAUGGAACACAAAGGAAGUGCUCAGCAGACUGGAGUGCCUGAGACUGGAUUUCAGCUGAAGCAAUCAAAGCUCAGUUCCAUUAGGCUUAAAUUUGAGCAAGGUAUAAGUCCCAGAAGUAAGGACGUAACUCAAGAAGAAAAAAAGCUGGAUGGUCAGUCCAAAAUUCCAAUUAAAAAAUUGCAAGAAAGUAAGUUACCAGUGUAUCAGUCCUAUUCAAGAGAGAAACACGCAAAGCAAAUAGAGGUCAUUGAUGGGAGCACAGCUUUACAGAAAGAGGUGAAAAUACAGGACGACCUUGUUCCAGGUAAAGGGAAAGCUGUGGAAGACUCUCAUGCUUCAGACACACAAAGAACUGAGAUGAGGAAAGGCGUGCCAGAAUGCAUUUCAGAACCACGGGCAAAAGACCUGGCGUAUGGCUCAGACUCAACAACGAAAGGACACUGGGACAAAAAAAUCUAUAGGACGUGGGAAAGUCCUGGAACUUCUAAUCAUAAAACACAGAAGGAAAAGCUUUCACAUGUGCUGGUUCCAGAUACAGUAAAAGAAAACCAUGUUGAUCAUGCUGAAUCUAAAACUGACCAAAAAAGUGAAUUUAUCACUGUGACAGAGCACAAAGUGGCCUCAAAUGGAAUCCAUUCAGAAGAAGUGAAGGAACUGACUGUAAAAUCCCCCUCAAAAAGGGUUUUAUACAGAGAAUUUGUUGUCAGGGAGGGGGAACGUAAUGGUGAAGUGGCUGAUAAAAUAUCUAAAAGGAAAGAAGAAAUUGCUGUGUCCCAUAUCCCAGUCAGAAUUGUUGAGGAGAAGAGAGCCAUGCUUGAUGGUGUCUAUGAACUUUCAGCUAAAGUAUCCCAAUCAGCUGUGAUUCAGGAGAAAGUUGAAAGGCAGAUUGAUUAUGUGGAAGAUGAAAAAAUAAAGCAUUCAGAAAUCAGAGAAGUUACCAAGCAGCAGAGCUCAAUAGGUCUAAGUCCUCCUGCUGAGGAAACAGAGCUAUCCCCUAGCAAAUCACCAGAUUCUUUAGAAUGUAGCCCAGGAAAGGAAUUUCCUUCGAGUGACAUAGCUGACCCCGGUGCCAGUGAUUACUUGAAUAAAGUUGCACCACUAGUGAGCACUGAGGGAGUAAAAGAAAUUAAGACCUUACCUGUUUAUGUCAGUUUUGUUCAAGUAGGAAAGCAAUAUGAGAAAGAGGUGCAACAAGGUAGUAUUAAAAAAAUUGUCAGUCAGGAAAGUAAGACGGUACAAGAGACGAGGGGGACAUUUUACACAGCUAGGCAGCAAAAACAGCCUCCUUCUCCACAAGGUAGUCCAGAGGAUGACACGCUAGAACAAGUGUCCUUUAUAGACAGCUCUGGUAAAAGCCCUUUAACACCAGAAACACCAAGUUCAGAGGAAGUGAGUUACGAGUUUACAUCUAAAACACCUGACUCACUGAUAGCUUAUAUCCCAGGCAAGCCCAGCCCUAUACCUGAGGUGUCUGAGGAGUCAGAGGAGGAAGCAGAGGCUAAGUCAACAUCUGUGAAACAGGCAGAGGUUGAGGAACCACAGAUCGACAAAACAUUACCUAAUCUUAUAAAUAAGGACUCUAACAAAAGACCCAAAGGUAACAGAGUUGCCUAUAUUGAAUUCCCUCCUCCUCCACCACUGGAUGCAGAUCAAGGUGAAUCAGAAAAGAAGCCUCAUUAUUCCACUGAGAGUGAGAUGGAGAUGACUGAAGUGAACUUGCAAGAUGAACACGACAAGUGCCAACUGGCUGAACCUGUCAUCAGAGUGCAGCCACCUUCUCCUGUGCCACCGGGAGCAGAUGUCAGUGACUCCAGUGAUGAUGAAUCCCUCUAUCAACCUGUUCCACUUAAAAAGUAUACGUUCAAACUGAAAGAGCUGGAAGAUGACCAGAAAGAGAUCUCAAAACCCAAAGCCCCUGAAAAGAUUGAGAAACAGAAAGAGUUAGGACAUCCCACUUCUGGGAAACCCAAUGAGUUUGACAAUGGGGUUGAUUCACCCCAGAAUGAUGUAGUGCAAAAUGGGAGUAACAAUGACCAGUCUGUCACAGAGUGUUCCAUAGCAACCACUGCAGAAUUCUCCCAUGAUACCGAUGCGACAGAGAUUGACUCUCUGGACGGUUAUGAUUUGCAAGAUGAAGAUGAUGGUUUAACUGAGAGUGAUUCUAAACUUGCAGGUCCGGCAGUUGAAACCAAAAAGGACGUAUGGACUACAGAAGGCAUUCUAAAGCAGACUGAUCGCUGUUUUAGCCAGAGUAAGCUUGAAGUCAUUGAGGAGGAAGGCAAGGUAGGCCCUGAAGAAGACAAGACAUCUUCCAAAGGUCCAUCUUCUGACAAAGCUGGAGAUAAGAGCGAUAAGAAGUCAGGGGCACAGUUUUUCUCUUUGGAAGGCAGACACCCUGACAGGACUGUAUUUCCUGACUCGUAUUUCAGUUACAAAGUAGACGAAGAAUUCGCAACACCUUUCAAAACUGUGGCCACCAAGAGUCUAGAUUUUGACCCGUGGUCGAAUAACCGAGGUGACGAUGAAGUGUUUGAGACUAAAUCAAGGGAGGAUGAGGCUAAGCCAUUUGGUCUGGCAGUGGAAGACAGAUCUCAAGCAACGACACCUGACACAACACCAGCCAGAACUCCAACAGAUGAGAGUACGCCAACUAGCGAGCCCAACCCCUUCCCAUUUCAUGAGGGGAAGAUGUUUGAGAUGACUCGCAGUGGUGCAAUUGACAUGAGCAAGAGGGAUUUUGUUGAAGAAAGACUCCAAUUUUUUCAGAUUGGUGAGCAUACUUCUGAAGGGAAGUCAGGGGACAAGGGGGAAGGGGAUAAAAGUACAGUCACUGCCAUCACACAGCCACAGGCAGGGGACAGCACUGUAGAAACAAACCUAGAGAGACCAGUAGAAACAACAGCAGUUGAAAAUAAGCCCGGCAUCCAGGCCAGUGGAGAUUGCAUGGAACAAACACUUGGUAGUAACUCACUGGAGAAAUCAUCGGCAGCAGUAAACGCUUCCAAAGUUGAUCCCAAAUUGCGCACACCAAUUAAAAUGGGAAUUUCUGCUUCCACCAUGACUCUGAAGAAAGAUGGCCCUGGAGAAGUGACAGAUAAGAUAGAAGCUGUGAUGCCAAGUGGUGAGGGAUUAGAAAAUGAAACUGUAGCAGUGAUUGCGAGUUCAGCUUCUAGCCAGACAAGCUGUAGGCAAACAGAAAACACUGAUUUUCCAAAAGAUAAUUUUAAUAACAACAACAAUUUGGAUUCAUCUGCUGUCCCUACAGAUGAUAUUACCUCUAAUGUAGUGCUAAAAGAACAUUUGGAACUGAAAUGUUCCCUCCAGAAAGCUAAUCAAGCGAAAAGCACUUCAGGAAAAGGUACAGGGACAACACAAGGACACAGAGUAAGAGAUAAGCAAAAGCCACACGGAGAGCAGCAAAAGUCAACAGAGUUGGUAGGAGCUAGAGGAAAAUCAAAGCUUCCUGUAAAGGCCAGCUCAGUAAAACAAGUCUUUUCCCAAAAUAAUCUCCAAAGCAAUACAGGGAGUAAAGCGAAAGAGGCUAGUAAGCCUGACAAAGCAAAACAAAAUAAUUCUUCUCCCUGUCUAGAAGCAAGGUCUAGGAUUCCUGUAAAAAACACACAUAGGAGUAAUCUAGCUAGAAGAACUCCAGCCCUGCCAAAACAAGAGCAGGUAGAGAAAGAAAAACCAAAACAACUUCCUUCUAAAUUACCAGUAAAGGUAAGAUCUACCUCCGUCACCAUGACAACAGUUAAAGUAAAGAAAAAUCAGCUUAGGGAGGUAUGUAAACAUUCUAUUGAAUAUUUUAAGGGAAUUAGUGGUGAGACAUUAAAGCUUGUGGAUCGUCUUUCUGAUGAAGAGAAAAAGAUGCAGUCAGAGGUCUCUGAUGAUGAAGAAGACAGUACAUCAAGGAACACAUCCUUAUCAGAAGCUACUCAAGUUUACCUGCCUUCCAUUACACCGAAGUCUGCUAGAGACAUGAGAACAGAGGCAGCAUCUAUAAAAUCAAAGAUUGAAAAGGCCGACAGUGAGAGGAGGAGGAGUAAGAGGACUGGUGAGAAUGAAGGCAGUCAGGUUUCUGGAGCUCUCAUGGCUCACCUCGUGGAGAUCAAGCCUAGUCCACAGAGUCCAUGUGAACGGACAGAUAUAAGGAUGGCAAUUGUAGCUGAUCACCUAGGACUUAGCUGGACAGAACUGGCAAGAGAACUGAAUUUUUCUGUGGAUGAAAUAAAUCAAAUCCGAGUAGAAAACCCAAAUUCUCUUAUUGCUCAAAGCUUCAUGUUAUUAAAAAAAUGGGUUACCAGAGAUGGGAAAAAUGCUACAACUGAUGCCUUAACUUCUGUAUUGACAAAAAUUAAUCGAAUAGAUAUCGUGACCCUGUUGGAAGGACCAAUAUUUGAUUAUGGAAAUAUUUCAGGCACCAGAAGUUUUGCAGAUGAAAAUAACGUAUUUCAUGAUCCCAUUGAUGGUUAUCCCUCCAUCCAAGUGGAACUGGAAACUCCCACUGGGUUGCGCUUCGUGCCGCCCACCCCUUUGCACCAGGACGAUUUCCUUAGCGACACCUCUAGCCUAGAGUCACCCCUUAGAACUCCCAGUAGGCUGAGUGACGUGUUAGUGACCUCCCAGGGACACGUAGAUGGUACAGCAGCAGCCCCGCCAGUGGUGACUGAAGAGGACACUUCACUGGAUGACAGCAAAGUUGAUUUCUCAGUGCCUAGAGAAGGAACACCUAAAGAUAUUUCCGUAGGCGAGAGCCAGUUGGAGGAAGUGGACCUUAAAGAUUUUCCGCGGUAUCUCGGUAGUUAUGGCGGGAUAUCCAAAGAUGCUAAACAAAGGCAGAGCGAAGAGACUAGUGAAAGAGGAGUGAGGACUGAACAGCCCGAGAGAGACAAGUCUGGUACUGAUGAGGAGAUGACGGCAGAAAAGUUUAAGUCUCUGUUUGAGGACAUUCAUCUGGAAGAAGGAGCUGAGUCUGAGGAGAUGACGGAAGAAAGAGUAUGGUCAAUUCUUAAAGGUGUUCAACAAGCAGAACGCGAAAUGUCUUCAAUUACAGGUUGGCAGCCUGACUCCUCCAGCGUCUCCGAGGCGCCGACGUCGGGGCGCAGGAUAGGCAGCAGCCUGCUGGAUCGCCUGGACGAGAGUUCGGACCAAUGUCGGGAUUCUGUUACCUCAUAUGUCAAAGGAGAAGCAGGGAAGCCAGAAACAAAUGGAAGCCUAUCCGAGUCCACAUCAGAGGCAAAAACUAAAUCCUACAUCCAGGAAGCUUUAAAUGAUGUGGGAAAACACAGUGAUAAAGAAGCCCUGAAAACAAAGUCCCAGAUCUCAACUGGUACUAAUGAGCAGACAUUAUCAUCAACAGCAUAUCAGAAAUCUUUGGAAGAGACCAGCAAGCCAACAACAGAAGGCAGCAAAACAUCUGUGCUUGUCAGCGUGAAGAAGAUGGGCUGGAGUACUUCUGAGGAUGGCAAGCCAAGAACAAGCAUCCAAGAGGAGGAGGGAGCAGUAAUGUCUGAACAGAAGCAGGGAGAAGCUUAUAAGGUUAAGACAAAGAAAGAAGUCAGACACGUGGAGAAGAAGAGUUACUCAUGAAAGCUGAAAGCCAACCACUGAACGUGUGCUUUUACUGCCAGUAUUCUAGAGGGACACUCACGGAAGAAAAAUCAACAGGAAUUAAAACAUUCACCUAUAAAAGUGUGCGUGUGUUUGCUGCUUCCCCACAUUAACCGCAUGGUUUUUAUGCAAAAAGAAAAAAAAAAACAAACAAAAAAAAAUCCCAGACAAAAAAAUUAAUUUAGCAUGAGCCAAUUUACAGAGCAUGGAAAUUCACAUUCAUUCACAGGAUUGGAGGGUGCUCAGUUACCAAUGCAGUGUAUAUACAAGAUGCCAUGCUGUUAUCAGCUUCUCUCAAGCAGUUUGAUGUCAUCUCAAAAGAAAUAAAUUCCUGUGGCCAGAGAGGAUAUGCGAAGACGAAAUGGUUAAACCAUGGAAAGACACUAAAAAUACUAAAAUCCACAACAGCUCGCCUUAUUUUUCUUGGACCCAAACUGUCAGGGUAUAAAACACUAUUUGUUUCUUUUUUAAACAUCAAUAGUUUUGCUGUAAAUAAAUAACACUGUAUAAAUUCUAACAAAAUAGAAUAAGUGUUGAUAAGGCACUGCCUUUUCGAUCACAAACAGAAUAUUGCGAAUGCAUUGAGCAGGCUAGGUGUCUCAAAUGGCUGCACCUACAGGGAUAUUCUGGGUGUAUCUUCACAGAUUCUUGUAUAUUAGCAAUUAUAAUGUUUGUAUAUGCAAAAUCGCUAGCUUGAUUUUAAAAAAAUCUUUAAAAUCUGCUGCAAAUUUAAAUGAUUCCCAAAAUGAGGAAUUCUGUAGUUCUGUGAAAAUUUUUCUUCAGAGUACUAAUAUUUUGAUGCAUGUGUUUCACCUUAUUUUGAUUAAAUCUUUUCCAGUUUUGCAAACACUAUUCCGCAACAUGAAAAAUAAGAUUUUAUCUGUAAACACAAAGCCCUUCAUCUAAUAUUUGUUGCUGUUGCCAAUUUUUCAAUGAAAUGACCUAAGACCCAUAACAUAUACAGUAGUUACAUUAUGGGGAGGGGGGUGCUAUCUGUUCUUGCUUUAUAAUGGGGGUAAUGCUUGCAGCUUUAGAAGUGGGUUGGUGCUCUAAGGAGCACAAGUUUGGGAUAUUUUUAAAUGAACUGAAGAGAAAUUAUUAGCUAAUAGACUGGCAGCACGCUGUAAAAUUAUUACUGUAUUGUGUACUGGCUAUAAGAUGUAGAAUCUUUCAGUAAGCCAAUCAUCUGUAAUCAUCCUAGCAGUGUAAUAUUAGGUUGUUAAGGCUGCUGUGUUUUAAAGGGCAUUUUUAUUUGGUUUUUGGUGAAAUACUUUAAUUUGUUGAUUAUAUUCAUAUGGAAACAGCAUUCAUUGAUAAUAGCUCUAAUUACAUAUGUAUGAAAACAACAAACACUGGAUGAUCUAGUUGAUUAUUUAAGCAUAAAAUAAAUUGUGUUAAAACUCUUGGA